ACACACCACCCCUUCCUUUGCCGUUAGCAAAACAGUUCCGCAUGUUGCUAACUAGCUAAAGUUUACAACAAACAUAAGUUAUUCACCCAUAUUAACCGAAUCAACGUUGAAUAUAACUCGUUUAAUCAGAUAAUAUUCAGUCUUAAGUUGUUUUAACUAAACGCGGAUGAGAAGAAAUAACGAGGACUAGCGUUAGCUGAACAUGCUAACUAACGCUAACUACUUACCAUUAGCCAGCUACUGUUAGCUAUGAUGGCUGCACCAGCGAUUUCUGCUACUGUGUUCAGUCAAAAGCAAAGGAGGGCUGCUCUGAGGAAAGAGAGAAGAAAAAGGAAACGCCAAGCUCUCGCCCAAGCCAGAGAAUGUGGUUUAAAAAUUGGAGCAAGCUGUACACCUGAAGAAGAAGAAGAAGAAGAAGAAGAAAGAAAUGAUGAAAAUGAAAAGGAUUAUGAUGUUGCAGAGCAAGAAAGACUGCAGCUACAUGAAGAGUGGUUGGAAAGAGAGAGGCUUGCGCAGGAGGAGUUCAGGAUGAGGGCUGAGAGGGAGGAGUCUGCAAGGAAAAGAAAAGAGGAGGAGGAGCGGAUGAUAAAGGAGGAAUGGGAGGCCCAGCAGAAGAAAGAACAAGACGAAAAAGAGCAGAAGCAACAGGACAAGCGAGACAGAGAGGAGGCCGUUCAGAAAAUGUUGGAUGAAGCUAAAAAUCAGCUAGAAAAUGGAGAACCGUGGAUGAAUCCCGAGGCUCCUGUGUCAAAGAACUCUGUUAACUUUGGAACAGAGCGCGACGUAGCCAACUGUCCCUUCUUCCUGAAGACUGGGGCAUGUCGAUUUGGCGACAGAUGUUCUCGGAAGCACGUUUAUCCCACAGCCAGCCCAACUCUGAUGAUUCGCGGUAUGUUUACAACGUUUGGCAUGGAGCAGUCACGCCGAGAUGAUUACGAUGUUGAUGCUUGUUUGGAACACAGCGAGGAGGAGCUGCAGGAGUCUUUUCUCGAGUUUUACCACGACGUCGUGCCGGAGUUAAAGAGUGUCGGCAAGGUGGUGCAAUUCAAGGUCAGCUGCAAUUAUGAACCACACCUGAGAGGAAAUGUUUACAUUCAGUUUGACACAGAGGAGCAGUGUAAAGAGGCCAUCAUCAAGUUCAAUGGGAGGUGGUACGCAGGCCGGCAGCUUCAUUGUGAGAUGUGUCCAGUUACAAGGUGGAAGAAUGCUAUAUGCGGAUUGUUUGACAGACAGAAGUGCCCCAAAGGGAAACACUGUAAUUUCCUGCAUGUAUUUCGAAACCCUGGCAAUGAAUUCUGGGAGGCUGACAGAGACCUGCACAUGUCACCAGACGGCAGCGUCAGGGGGAGUCGCAGAGACGGGUGGCAUUCAGAGCGAUAUGGAGACAGAUCGUGGAGGCAACGUCAGCGCAGCAGAAGCCCGCCGAGAUCCCACAGCAGACGAGAGAGCGACCGGAGAAGGAGCAGAGAGACGAGCAGAGAGAUGAGCAGAGAGACAAGGGCCUCCCAACAGUACAGAGAGGACAAACGCUCAUCCAGACACAGUGACAGUAGGAAAGAUUGGUAUCGAAGUAGAGACAGGUCAAGGAGUCAAAGUAGAGACAGAGAGCAAGACACACCAAGAAAUAGGAGUAGAGAUAAAGACAGGGAGCACAAGUAUAAGAACAGAAGUGAAAAGAGAGCCAGUAGAGACAAAGAUACGGACACUCACAGAGCAAGAGAAAGGUCAAAAAGCACUAGCCGAGAAAGAAAGAAACAAAGUGGAGAAAUGAGCCCCCAGAAACCAGAUACUAAUGAGAAACCCACUAAUGAGGGUACCAACACACGCCGGCGCCACAAACAGUCAAAAAAGAGCAAGAAGAAGAGCAAGAAGAAGCAUAAGAAGAAAAGCCAUUUACCAGAAGUGACAACUUCAUCUGGAGAGUCAGAAAAGGAGGAGGAGUCCGAGGAAAAGACGGUGGAGAAUCUCACUGCAACAAGUCCCAUUGAGGAGAUAAAGAAGGGAUUAGAGUUCAUUCAGGAAAAAAAUGACGUGGAUGAGAGUCCAUGCGUUGACUGUGAAAUGUUUAGUCCUGAGGUAAAAAUUGAGCAAUCAAACACAGGAAUGCCAAGUGAAGCCGCUGGAAAAGUUGACAGGAGUACAUCUUAGGGGCUCAGAAAUUUCAAAAUCAUCUGAAUUUAUUCUAGCUUUUCUCCUUUUAAAUAUGUGAAUGUGUAAGGAGGAAUGAAUGACGUGUUUUGAGCAGUGAUGCAGUAAGUUAGCACUCCUGUCACCAUCAUUUACAUAUGUGAAUAUUUAGCUUUUGGAAUACGGUCAAUGUUGCUUUAAUUUUAAUUUAACACCCAAUCACCAGAGCUGCAGCACUCCAAGAUUAUUGUUGCUUAGGAAAAACAAUAUUAAACAAGAGAUUAACAAGUUUUUUUUAAUACAUUUAUUGUUCACUUUCAAAUAUAAGAAAAAAUGUUGGCAAAUUAGUUGGCAGUGUUUAAUACAAAAGUGAUAUAAGAUGAACUUGUUGAAUAAUCAUGAAUGUCCAACAAAAAAACACUGGUUUUAAAAAUGCAGAUAAAAAAGUUUGACUGUCAUACAGUUUGGAUUAGCAUCUAUUUGUUACCUGCUGGCUGGUUUUCCUGCAUCCUACCUACAUCCUGCUGUUCUAAAUCCCUUUUCUGCAAUUUUAGCUUUCCAUAGACACCAUUGAGAAGGUAAAACACAGUUCUUUGGUCAUAUGUUAGUCUUUAAGCCAAAGUAUAAUACAGAAAAUGGUUUGUGGGUCACUGUCCUUUCCUGACCUAAGACUAAGGGAGAGACUGACCUUAGGUUUAUCUCCAAAGGUCAUUAUGAAAAUAAAUGUUAAACAAAUGUUUUUAUCAGGACAAUAAAUCCAUUGUCAGAAAAAGACAAGAUGACAAUUUUAACAAACGUGACACUAAUUACACACAGCAACUGCUCAUGUUUAACUAAAGUAAACAGAGCAUUGAAAAGGAAAAAUGAAAUGGUUAAUUCUUGGAGGGGAAUCCCCAAACACAACUAGAAACCUUAACAUACACGGGUAUUGAUGAUGGGUGAUUGUUUAAUUUCACCUAACUGGUGGAUUGAACUUACCCGUGUGAUAACAGCGUCAGUGUUUCCCACAACAGCACUAGCCCCCCCCCGGGCCUCAUGUAUUACCAUUACGUUUGAGUCACAGAGCUGAGCUCCAGAUUCUUCCAGAAGAAAAAAAAUGCCCAAUGAUCUUUUAUUAAGUCAUUGGUCAACAGGUCAUUUGGCAACAGUUACUGCUAUUCUGAAGAUAUUUCCAGAGUCCUCAAAGACUCUAACUUCUAACCAUCUGGCUAAAAAAAGAAGGCCAUCCUCUGAUUUAAGUUG
This is a messenger RNA of Etheostoma cragini (Arkansas darter), 3369 nucleotides long. RefSeq names its product zinc finger (CCCH type), RNA-binding motif and serine/arginine rich 2 (gene zrsr2). NCBI's taxonomy places the organism in Eukaryota, Metazoa, Chordata, Actinopteri, Perciformes, Percidae. Gene Ontology annotation, biological process: mRNA splicing, via spliceosome. Gene Ontology annotation, molecular function: metal ion binding; pre-mRNA 3'-splice site binding. The coding region runs from base 250 to 2148 and encodes 632 amino acids. The record is from RefSeq and is a predicted model, not a curated record. The transcript is spliced from 11 exons. Gene Ontology annotation, cellular component: spliceosomal complex; U2AF complex.